AAGAAAGCCAUUAAACAAGUGUGGGCGAGAGUCGUCCUCCCUGAUCCGAUCCCUCCCCCCAUUCGAUGUGAGAUCUACACGGAUAUAGCCUGAUCCAGGAAGAGCGGCUGCAGUAAGCAGACCAGGGGGUGAGAGAGACCGGGAGCGAGAGGAAGCAGUGGCGUGCGGCGGUAGCCAUUAAGCAGAGGGGGAGAAAAUAUCGAUCAUUGAUUGGAUUUUCCUGUGGGCGAUCUUUUCCUCUACGGAUGGAUUCGCUGUCCUCCACCCGUAUAUAUACACCGCCAAUGGCCACGGCGCCAGCGACCGCCAAGUGGUCGCGGACCGCAGCGGUGCCUUGGACGCGCCUCCUCCUCUCACCCUCGACAGCUACUCCUCCGCUCCUCCUCCUUGGGCUCACGUGCCGCCGGUUGUUCGGGAUGGGGUCGUCCUCCCGCCGGAGCGUAGCGCCCUUCGACCACCUCUCCCACGUGGAGUCCACGUCGCAGCUACCUUCCGGCGCCGGGCGGAUCUCCCGCCCCAACGCCGUCGUCCUUGGGGAGGCCAUCGCCGCCGAGGAGGUCGACCUCGUCGUCCCCUCCCACGACUUCUCCCGCGACGCCCUAGUCUCCUCCCCGGAACAGUACCAGCAAAUGUAUAAGCGAUCGAUAGAGGAUCCCGCGGGAUUUUGGUCAGAGAUCGCAUCCGAGUUUUACUGGAAGGAGAGGUGGGGUCCGGAGGUCUGCAGCGAGAAUAUUGACGUGAGGAAAGGGACUGUUAAGAUCGAGUGGUUCAAAGGAGGUGUUACAAACAUCUGUUACAAUGCCUUGGAUCGGAACAUAGAGGCCGGCAAUGGAGAUAAGGUAGCUCUGUAUUGGGAAGGCAAUGAGCCAGCCCAAGAUGGGCAGCUGACAUAUGCCCAGCUGUUGGAGAAGGUUUGCCAGCUUGCCAAUUACUUGAAACAUGUUGGGGUCGGUAAAGGGGACGCAGUGGUCAUUUACCUGCCCAUGUUGAUGGAGUUGCCAAUUGCAAUGUUGGCAUGUGCUCGCAUUGGUGCUGUUCACUCGGUUGUGUUUGCUGGCUUCUCGGCAGAAUCUCUUUCACAGAGGAUUAUUGACUGCAAACCAAAAGUCAUAAUAAGCUGCAAUGCGGUGCGUAGAGGAGCCAAAACCAUCCAUCUCAAAGAGAUAGUUGACAAUGCUUUGGUUGAGUCUACCAAAAAUGGAGUUCCUGUGGACUUGCGCUUGAUUUAUGAAAACAAGUCUGCCAUGGAUAGAGAAACAACCAAAUGGCUGGAAGGAAGAGACAUCUGGUGGCAGGAUGUUGUUCCGCAAUAUCCAACCAAGUGUUCAGUGGAAUGGGUUGAUGCAGAAGAUCCACUGUUUCUCUUGUACACAAGUGGCAGCACUGGAAAGCCGAAGGGUGUAUUGCACACAACUGGGGGGUAUAUGGUAUACACUGCAACAACAUUUAAGUAUGCAUUUGACUAUAAGCCAUCAGAUGUAUACUGGUGCACUGCUGACUGUGGCUGGAUCACCGGACACAGCUAUGUUACAUAUGGUCCUCUUUUGAACGGAGCUACUGUUUUGGUUUUCGAAGGGGCUCCAAGUUACCCUGAUUCUGGACGUUGUUGGGAUAUUGUGGAUAAGUACAAGGUGACAAUAUUUUACACAGCACCAACCCUGGUCCGUGCCCUCAUGCGUGAUGGUGAUGAGUACGUUACUUGCUACUCUCGUAAAUCUCUACGUGUUCUAGGAAGCGUGGGGGAGCCCAUUAACCCGAGUGCAUGGAGAUGGUUUUACAAUGUUGUCGGGGAUUCACGAUGCCCUAUAUCAGAUACCUGGUGGCAAACUGAGACUGGUGGUUUCAUGAUUACACCUAUACCUGGUGCCUGGCCACAGAAACCUGGUUCUGCCACAUUUCCUUUCUUUGGCAUUGAGCCUGUCAUAGUCGAUGAGAAAGGAAACGAGCUAGAAGGUGAAUGCAGCGGGUAUCUUUGCAUUAAGAAGUCAUGGCCAGGGGCAUUUCGAUCACUUUAUGGUGAUCAUGAAAGAUAUGAGACCACAUAUUUUAAACCAUUCACUGGUUAUUACUUCACAGGUGAUGGUUGCAGCAGGGACAAGGAUGGCUACCACUGGCUCACCGGAAGAGUUGAUGAUGUUAUCAAUGUCAGUGGGCACCGCAUUGGAACUGCAGAGGUAGAAUCUGCCCUGGUGUCUCACCCCCAAUGUGCAGAGGCUGCUGUCGUUGGUGUUGACCAUGAGGUCAAAGGGCAAAGCAUAUAUGCUUUUGUCACUUUAGUGGAUGGCGUUCCUUACAGCAAUGAAGUACGGAAAAGCCUCAUUUUGGCCGUCAGAAGCCAGAUUGGCGCCUUUGCUGCCCCAGACAAAAUCCACUGGGCACCGGGACUACCAAAGACCAGGAGCGGAAAGAUCAUGAGAAGGAUAUUGCGGAAAAUUGCUUCACGGCAGCUAGAUGAGCUUGGGGAUACAAGCACACUUGCAGACCCAAGUGUUGUGGACCAGCUAAUUGAGGGGCAUAUAUAUAGAGAGAGGAGGAGGAGGAUGAAUGGUGGUCGUAAUCGUUCUCGUUCUGUGCCAUGGCCAAAAACUGGGUGCUGGAGAUCCAUGACCAGCUCGAGAGCGUCGAACCAGCAGCAGAGACAGGUCGUCUCCUUCGGGCCGUACCACCACGGGGACCCCGACGUCUGGCCCAUGGAGGAGCACAAGCACAGAGCGCUCCUCCACUUCCUCAGGAGGGCGAACAAGCGGCUCGACGAGUUCGUGGCGGCGAUGGGGGAGGUGGUGCAGCAAUUGCAGGACGCGUAUCAGGGCCUCGACGAUCCAUGGAGGGAGAAGGACCGGUUCCUGCAGCUGAUGAUCCUCGACGGCUGCUUCAUGCUCGAGAUAAUGCGCGUCGCCACCGGCGCCUCCAGUGACUACGCCUACAACGACCCCAUCUUUAGCAGCCAUGGGAUGCUGUAUACCGUCCCCUACAUCAAGCGAGACAUGCUGAUGAUCGAGAACCAACUGCCCCUGCUGGCCUUGGACACUCUCGUCUCUGUCGAGAGCAGCAAACCCAAGCUCGAAGACUCUGUAAACAAGCUGGUGCUCAAGUUCUGCGCGUCAGGUCAUGGCCGACCGUCCACGGCGAGCGUGGCCCUGGGUCUCCACCCCCUCGACGUUUUCCGGAAGAGCCUGCUGUACGACCCGACGCACCGCUCGCCGCUGGUCAGGCCGGAUCGGGACGGCUCCAGCGAGAUCGUCCGGUCGGCGGUGGAGCUGUACGAGGCCGGGAUCCGGUUCAAGAAGAGCAAGACCAACAGCCUGCGGGACAUCAGCUUCCACCACGGGGUGCUCAGGCUGCCGGUGAUCGUGGUGGACGACGCCACCGAGUACAUGUUCCUCAACCUCAUGGCCUUCGAGCGGCUGCACUGCGGCGCGGGCAACGAGAUCACCUCCUACGUCUUCUUCAUGGACAACAUCAUUGACUCGGCCAAGGACGUCAGCCUGCUGCACUCCAAGGAGAUCAUCCAGAACGCGGUGGGGAGCGACAAGGCGGUGGCGAAGCUGUUCAACCGGCUGUCCAAGGACGUGGUGCUGGACCCGGAGAGCACCCUCGACGAUGUCCACCGCAAGGUCAACAACUACUGCCGCAAGGACAUCAACAUGUGGCGGGCCAACCUCAUCCACACCUACUUCCGGAGCCCCUGGGCGGUCCUCUCGCUUGCCGCCGCCAUUUUCCUGUUGGUCCUCACCGUGCUACAGACUGUGUACACCAUCAUCCCCUUCUACACAGACAAUGGCGGCGACGCUCCCUCCCCCCAGUAAUCUCGGGUUAAAGCUUGUGAUUGUGCUUGGUUUGUUUGAUUGCUUUCUUUCCUAUCUUUGGUCGGCGUGUUGAGUGUUUAAGGUUGAUAGCUCGAUCAGAUCGAUGAUCGAUGUGAUCGUGUUUCCCGGCUCCAUGGAAAGUUUGACAUGUUCUUCCCAUAAUACAAGUCGAUGCCUGAGAAUGGCUUGAGAAUCGUGUA
Molecule: messenger RNA, 4006 nt
Organism: Musa acuminata AAA Group (dessert banana)
Lineage: Eukaryota; Viridiplantae; Streptophyta; Magnoliopsida; Zingiberales; Musaceae
Product: acetyl-coenzyme A synthetase, chloroplastic/glyoxysomal-like
Exons: 21
Coding region: 246-3806 (1186 amino acids)
Molecular function (GO): acetyl-CoA synthetase activity; AMP binding
Source: RefSeq, a predicted model, not a curated record